AUUGACAUUCAGUAUCGAGUAUCAUAACCUGAAAAAAGUUGCUGUGUUUUCACGACUCAUCGCCUACAAAACUCGCUGUAAAAUCACAGAAAAUAACUAACAACUAGGAAUAUUUUGCGGAAAAAGUUUGUGCAAACAGUCGCGGAACAUGUCCACUUCGGAAAAAAUUGAAGAGACGCCGGUAAAGGGCAAAACUAAGGAAAAGGAAGAGGAAAAAACUGAGCUGAGCGAUGAGGACAAACAGCUGCAGGAUGAGUUGAAUAUGUUGGUAGAACGGUUGCAGGAACCGUCGGUGGAGCUUUAUCUGCCAGCACUGGAAACGAUGGCCAAGCUCAUCAAGGCAUCGACCACCUCGAUGACGUCGGUUCCGAAACCGCUGAAAUUUAUGCGGUCCCACUUUGAAACGAUGAAAGAGAUCCAUAAAAAGAUGACGGCCUCGUUAAAAGAUAAGUCAGCGGCGAAACUGUGUGCGGAGAUAAUUUCCGUGCUGGCCAUGACCAUGGGAACGGGGAAGGAGUGCUUGGUCUAUCGGCUGCUGUGCGAUGACAGCAAUGAAAGCAUUGGCGAUUGGGGUCAUGAGUAUGUACGCCAUUUGAGCGGUGAGAUCGCUUCCAACUGGCCGGAAACGACCGACGAUUUCAAGAAGCGGCUGAUUCAUUUGAUUCACCAGAUUAUUCCAUACAACAUGGCUCACAAUGCGGAGGCAGAGGCCUGUGAUUUGCUGAUGGAAAUCGAACGAUUGGAUUUGCUGGAAGCGUACGUGGAUGAGAGUGCUUAUCCGAGGGUGUGCCUGUAUCUGCAAAGUUGUGUUCCUUACGUUCCGGAACCGGAGAACUUGAGCCUGCUCAAGUGUGCAUUGAAUUUGUCGAGAAAAUUUAAAAUGUACACUCAAGCUAUGCGACUGGCAUUGAUGAUCAACGACAUGCAGUUGAUUCAGGAUAUAUUUACUACCUGCGGUGAUUUGGCGAUUCAGAAACAGUUGGCAUUUAUGCUCGGCCGGCAGCAGAUCUUUCUGGAACUGCCGGAGGGUUCGAACGAUUAUGAUGACCUGGUGGAAAUUAUGUCUAAUUCGCAUUUGAAUAAUCACUUCCUAAAUUUGGCUCGUGAAUUGGACAUUAUGGAACCGAAGACACCGGAGGAUGUGUACAAAUCCCAUCUGGAUAACUCUCGUACUCCGUUCGGAUCCUCGCAGAUCGAUUCGGCCAGACAGAAUUUGGCAGCCAGUUUCGUGAAUGGAUUUGUAAAUGCAGGUUUUGGCCAGGACAAGCUUUUGAUGGAGGACGGAAAUAAGUGGCUUUACAAAAAUAAGGAACAUGGAAUGCUUAGUGCGACUGCUUCGCUGGGAUUGAUCCUGUUGUGGGAUGUCGAUGGCGGUUUAACUCCAAUCGAUAAGUAUCUGUACUCGAAUGAAGAUUAUAUUAAAUCCGGUGCUUUGCUGGCCUGUGGUAUAGUAAAUUGUGGAGUUCGAAAUGAAGUCGAUCCGGCUUUGGCUCUGCUUUCGGAUUACGUUCUUCAUCAGAACAGUACGAUGCGGAUUGGAGCAAUCCUUGGUCUCGGUUUGGCAUAUGCUGGAUCGAAUCGGCCUGUCGUGUUAGAAUUGAUUGGAUCGGUUUUUAACACGGAACGUAGAACCGGAUCCACCAUGGAAGUGAUGGGCAUUGCUGCCUUGGCUCUCGGGAUGAUCGCCGUUGGAUCCUGCAACAGUGAGGUGUCGGAGAUUCUUCUACAAACCAUCAUGGAUCGAACGGAGUUGGAAGUGAAGGACACUUACGCUCGAUUCCUUCCCGUUGGUCUUGGCUUUGUAUAUCUCGGGCGACAGGAAGCAGCAGAAGCUGUCAUAGCUGCGCUUGAAAUCGUCCAAGAACCUUUCCGGUCGAUGGCAAAAACUAUGGUUGAGAUUUGCGCUUACGCUGGAACCGGAAAUGUACUAAAAAUUCAACAGCUGUUACAUCUAUGCUCGGAACAUUACGAACCGGCUACAUCGGAAAGCGAAAGCUCCUCUUCGAAGAAGGAUGCGGCUGCUGCAGCCGCUGCCACUCAGAAAGAAAAAGAGGACAAGGAAAAGGAUCUGUCUGCAUGCCAGUCGGUAGCCGUUUUGGGAAUCGCUCUGAUUGCUAUGGGCGAAGAAAUCGGUUCUGAGAUGGCUUUCCGAUCGUUUGGCAAUCUACUGCGUUAUUGCGAACCCUGCAUUCGCCGUGCUGUCCCGUUAGCCUUAGGUCUCAUUUCGGUGUCCAAUCCGAAGCUAAACAUUCUGGACACGUUGAGCAAGUUCUCCCAUGACAGUGAUGCUGAAGUAGCUCACAAUGCAAUCUUUGCUAUGGGUCUGGUAGGUGCUGGAACAAACAACGCCCGAUUGGCAGCGAUGCUCCGCCAGUUAGCUCAAUAUCAUGCCAAGGAUCCAAAUAAUCUUUUCAUGGUAAGAAUUGCCCAAGGACUGACUCAUCUGGGCAAGGGAACUCUCACACUCAGUCCGUACCACAGCGAUCGUCAGCUGAUGAGUCCGGUGGCUGUGGCUGGAUUAAUGGCUACACUCGUGUCGUUCAUGGAUGUUAAAAAUAUCAUUCUGGGAAAAUCGCACUAUCUACUAUAUACUUUGGCCACCGCAAUGCAGCCUCGUAUGCUGAUUACCUUCACCGAAGACUUAAGCCCCUGCCCAGUUCCGGUUCGUGUGGGAAUGGCCGUCGACGUAGUUGGUCAAGCAGGUAAACCGAAGACUAUCACCGGUUUUCAAACGCACACCACCCCGGUUCUUUUGGCUAUGGGCGAACGAGCUGAACUGGCAACCGAGGAGUAUAUCUCGCUCACACCCAUUAUGGAAGGUUUCUGCAUUCUCAGGAAAAAUCCCAAUUAUGUCCCUUAAGAAAAUUCGCACCCUCGGCCAGAAGGGAAGUGGACAAUCUGUAAGACUUAUAAUUCAACUACAUCAACGGUAAAGAAAAAAAAAUGUUUUGAAUACGAUAUCAAACACGAUUCAUAAUUAUUGUAUUUAGCUUCAAGUAUUUGAAUAAAUCACAGUUUUAAGACUU
Molecule: messenger RNA, 3026 nt
Organism: Topomyia yanbarensis
Lineage: Eukaryota; Metazoa; Arthropoda; Insecta; Diptera; Culicidae
Gene: Rpn1
Product: 26S proteasome non-ATPase regulatory subunit 2
Exons: 4
Coding region: 149-2860 (903 amino acids)
Biological process (GO): regulation of protein catabolic process; proteasome-mediated ubiquitin-dependent protein catabolic process
Cellular component (GO): nucleus; proteasome regulatory particle, base subcomplex; proteasome complex
Molecular function (GO): enzyme regulator activity
Source: RefSeq, a predicted model, not a curated record